AUGUUGGCACCAGGCUCCAGAAAAUAUGCCUACACGCGGCCCACAUGUGGCCCUUUCCUGCGAUAUGGCAACUGCGACUUCACUGACCCCUUUUCUGCUCAGUGGACUGGCUCUGUGCUGUUCAUCUGCGACACUUCCGUCUCGGCUACCCAUCCUCCCGCUCUUGCAUACAUCGACAACAACACAGAGCGACGCUUGCCUGGACAAAUAAUCGAAACAUUCAUGAAUUAUGAAUUCUGGCGAUUUGACCUGAUGCUGCGGCUGUCCAACCAACAGAGGGCCAUCAAGUACUGGGUGGCGCUGGACCCAGCAUGUGAGGUCACCCUUCCAAGGUGGGAGUUCUUCAUCCCUGGCAGCUGGGACACGUGGCGGUGGGGGGCUUACUCAUGCUCAGGGUUCUCCCUCGGUGUGGAUGAAGAGCUGUGGGGGGGAAAGGACCAGCCGCUGUGGGCAGACCUGCUGCAGCGCCACAAGGCCAAUCCCAUCCAUGCCCUUGUGGGAGGCGGGGAUCAGCUGUACAACGAUGAAGUUUUCGAGAUUCCCCUGGUGAGUGAGUGGCUGGGGAUCAAGGGCAGGGGGGCAAGGCACCGUGCGCCAUUCACUGAGGACAUGCGGGCCCAAGUGGAGCUUUUCUAUUUUGAGCACUACUGCACGCAUUUCAUGGCGACAGGGAUGAGGGAGGCGCUGGCGGCCAUACCCAAUGUGAUGAUGUGGGAUGACCAUGACAUUUUCGAUGGCUGGGGGUCCUACCCAGACGACCUGCUGUGCUGCCCCGUCUUCGAGGGCCUCUACCAGGCAGCCUGCAAGUUCUACCUCCUCUUCCAGCAGCACACGUCCUCCCGCAUGGUGGAGGCCGGGGAGGCCGACCUGUUCGCUGGGUGCGCCCGCAAGGCCUGCGGGCCCCACAGGGCCUACUGCUUCGUGAAGAUGCUGGGGCCGGACGUGGCGCUCGUUGGUGCGGACACGAGGGCCGAGAGGUCCAAGAGGCAGGUGAUGAGCCGGGAGACGUGGGAUGCGGUGUGCAGACGCUUGAGGGAGGUACCGGCGUGCGUGCGCCACGUGGUGGUGCUCUUCACGGUGCCCAUCAUCUACCCAAAGGUGCCUGUGUCUGAGGGGGCCCUGGAGUUCCUGGGGAGGAUGAACCGAUUCCAGGCGGUGCACUACAUCCUCAAUAAGACUGGCAUCUUCGAGCGCAUCAUGGCCUUCGACGAGCCCGAGCCCUUGGACGACCUGGUGGACCACUGGACGGCCACCGCCCACACCAAGGAGCGCGCGCGCUGCGUGGAGAGCCUCCAGCGCAUCGCCAUCGAGCGGGGCGUGCGCGUGACAUUCCUCUCCGGCGACGUGCAUUGCGCGGCCGUGGGCCGAUUCUACUCCAACCCCAAGGUGCAGGACCUGUCCACGGACCCCAAUUUCAUGCCCCAGAUCAUUACCUCCGCCAUCGUCAACAACCCCCCGCCGGCCAUGCUGGUGCGCAUGUUCCAGUUUUUCAGCCAUUCGCGCGUGGGCACCAUCAACAGCCGGACCCGGGAAAAAAUGGUGCGAACAUUCAAGGCGGAGCACCACGCCCAGAACAAGAUUCUCGCCAGGCGCAACUGGCUGGAGGUGGAGGCCUAUCCCGGGGAGGCCGGCGCGCUGGCCUUCCGCCUGAGGGUUGAGGAGAACCCCAAGCGCAUGCGCGACCCGCCAAAAGUGUACACCGUAUGCGUGCCCAUGCUGUGUGGAUACGGACCCAACUUGCGGCCCGAUGACCGCAAGGGGUCAUCAUUCACCGGCGGUUCACCAUCCAGCGUGUCGCGAGAGCCCCACGAUAGGGUGCACACGCUGAGGAAACUCAUGAGCAGAUCAUUCGGCGGCGGCCAGACGUCGAGCGGGACCCCUUUGUCGGAUUUGAUCGUUGAAGGGGUGGGCAUCGCGAGGCGCCUGGCCCACCCGGAGCGGAUCCCCAUUCCGGAGCCGGCCGCCGAGGCUGGGCCCCCGGGGCCCAGCGGGCCGGCGCUGUCGCUGGUGAAGAAGAGCCCGAGACUGAGCAGGGACGGGGAAGGGUCCUGCGCCGGCGGUGACGUAAAAAGGGAAGAAAGUGGGCGGAAAGAGGCUGAAAACGAGCGGGAAAGGGAGGAGAAUGAGCAAAGAGGGGCCUCAGGGGACGGAAGGGGGGCAUGUGAGGAAGGGGAGGGGAGGGAUGCGGCUGGAGACGGUUGGAGACGGACGUCCACGGACGAUACGGAAUACGGUGGGUUUUUGGAGCAGGGUGGGGAGGUGGGGGUGGCUGGGGUGGGUCUGGAGGACAGUGGGCGUCUAGGGGCGCGGAGGCGCAGCGAUCAAGGGACUCCAAGGGUGGGGGACCAGGGGACCGGGCAGGACAGCCCGUGGAUAAGUGGGGAGGAGCCGGGGGAGGGAACAGGGCGGCCGCCGACAGUCUAA
This is a messenger RNA of Ostreobium quekettii, 2424 nucleotides long. The record is from the annotation of a GenBank genome assembly. NCBI's taxonomy places the organism in Eukaryota, Viridiplantae, Chlorophyta, Ulvophyceae, Bryopsidales, Ostreobiaceae.